Molecule: messenger RNA, 2258 nt
Organism: Nicotiana attenuata
Lineage: Eukaryota; Viridiplantae; Streptophyta; Magnoliopsida; Solanales; Solanaceae
Product: putative methylesterase 14, chloroplastic
Exons: 5
Coding region: 696-1742 (348 amino acids)
Biological process (GO): jasmonic acid metabolic process; salicylic acid metabolic process
Molecular function (GO): methyl indole-3-acetate esterase activity; methyl jasmonate esterase activity; methyl salicylate esterase activity
Source: RefSeq, a predicted model, not a curated record
UAAAAAAAGAAGAGAAAACAGCAUUAAAUUUGCUUGCAUAUGCAGUUGAAAUUAAAAGGUUCCACAAUUUCCGUUCACAAUCAAAUCAAUGAUGAAUUAAAAAUCCACCACCACCACCACCUACUCCUCUAAAACGUCGUCGUUCUUCCAGUUUUUCAGCACUCUGCUACUCCCAUUGUAGAGUCCAAUUCCAGUGAAUUUUUAGCCAUUUUGAGUAAAAUAUAAUACUAUCUCAAUUUUGCAGUCAAAAUUCACAUAUCUGAGGAUAAAACAGUAUCUGGGUUUUGCACAAAAUUCCAUUUUGCUAUAAAAAAUUCACAUAUUCUUGAACUUUAAAGCAAAAUAGUAUCUUGGUUGUGCUCAAAAUUCAGUUGUCAGAUCACUUUCACAUAUUUUUUUUUAAGCAAAACAGUAUCUGGGUUUUGCACAAAAUUCCAUUUUGCUAUCAAAAUUCACAUAUUCUUGCACUUUAAAGCAAAAUAGUAUCUGGGUUGUGCUCAAAAUUCAGUUGUCAGAUCACUUUCACAUAUUUUUUUAAAGCAAAACAGUAUCUGGGUUUUGCACAAAAUUCCAUUUUGCUAUCGAAAUUCACAUAUUCUUGAACUUUAAAGCAAACUAGUUUCUGGGUUGUGCACAAAAUUCGAUUUUGAGACCAAUUUCACGUAACAUUUUCUGGGUUUGAGGCAAAAUUAGAUAUGGGAAAUCGAUUUAUUUGCAUGACAAAGAAGGAAAAUGAAAGGAAUGGAGUAGGGUCAAGGAGUAAAAGAAUGGAGAGAUCAAAGAGGAGGUCAUUAGUAGAAGAAGAGUUAUUGCAUAGACAAGCUUUGGCAAUGGCAAUUCAGCAGCAUCAGUUGUCUCAGAGAUUUGAGGGGUCAAUGUCUAGACGUAUUGGAUCCAGUUCUCGCCGUCGUACUGAUUUUUCUGAUCCUGCACCCAAUUCUAAGCAGCAGUUACCAGAAUUUUUGGAGAGCAUCAAGACAAAGAAGUUCGUUUUGGUACAUGGAGAAGGAUUUGGAGCUUGGUGUUGGUACAAAAAUAUUGCUCUAUUGGAGGAAACUGGAUUGCUGCCCACGGCCAUAGAUCUCACUGGAUCUGGGAUCGAGCUAACAGAUACAAAAAAUGUUACAACACUGGCGGAAUACUCAAAACCAUUGAUUGAUUAUCUGGAGAACUUGCCGGAGGAUGAAAAGGUAAUUUUGGUAGGUCACAGUGUUGGAGGUGCUUGUGUUUCCUAUGCUUUGGAGCUUUACCCACAGAAAAUUGCGAAAGCAGUAUUUACAUGUGCUACAAUGAUAUCUGAUGGACAGAGGCCUUUUGAUGUGUUUUCGGAAGAGCUUGGGUCUGCAGAGCUUUUCAUGCAGGAGUCUAAGUUUUUAAUUUAUGGGAACGGUAAAGAGAAGCCUCCUACUGGCUUCAUGUUUAAGAAGGAGCAGAUGCAUGGACUAUAUUUCAAUCAAUCUCCUGCAAAGGAUGUUGCUCUGGCGAUGGUAUCGAUGAGACCAAUUCCUCUUGGUCCAAUAAUGGAGAAGCUAUCGUUGACACCUGAAAAAUAUGGAACAAGUCGUAGAUUUUAUAUCCAGACAUUAGAUGAUCGUGCUCUUUCACCAGAUGUCCAAGAAAAGCUUGUGAGGGAAAACCCUCCUGAAGGUGUCUUCAAGAUCAAAGGCGGUGACCAUUGUCCAUUCUUUUCGAAGCCUCAGUCGCUGCAUAAAAUUUUGGUUGAGAUUGCUCAGAUUCCAUAGGAAUGUACAUAAGAAAAGAAACCAGAGGAGCUUGGUGGAUAGAGUUACCUGGUACCUGUUGCUGAUGGGAAGUGACAGGUAUCCCGUGGAAUUAGUCGAGGUGCGCGCUAGCUGGUCCGGGCACCACGGUUAUCAAAAAAGAAAAAGAAAAAAGAAAAGAAACCAGAGGAGAGCUUUUACUUCUUAGGGAAAAUAGCUUUUGUUGGUUCUUUAAGAGGCUGUACAAUCUGUUCCAUGAGGCUGUUGUUUGUAUAGAAGAAAUUUAGUUAGGUUGUCAUGUUCCAUAUCCAGUUUCAUACUCAAUUAGUUUCAUUUAUUUCUUUUAAAGAAUGAAAUACAUUUGGUUAUAGCGAUCCAACUUGUAAUUUUCUUCCAUUAUUAGUUGCUCUAUUAACACAGGUGACAAUGGCAACUGACACUAAUCAUUCUGUUGUCAUAAUUAACAGAUGAUUGACUAACAUUGUAAUCAUUGGUUCUGCUCUUUAUGUUAAGGAUCAUACUGACUUUUGGCUUGCA